AUGCUUUCAAAACUCUUCACCCUCGCGUCCCUCGCCCUCGCCGUUAACGCGGAGCACUGGAUCUUCGGUGGCAGCCGCCCCAUCGUCACCGAGCGACUUGACUCCAUCGUCAACCCCGGUGGGAUCGGUACCCACGUCCACUCUGUCGUCGGCGCCAGCAAGUUCAGCCAGAACUACGACUACGACACCCUCCGGUCCUCCAAGUGCACCACCAUCCCCGUCCAGCCCGACAAGUCCAACUACUGGGCGCCCCAGGCGUACUACAAGGACCAGCACACGGGUGUCUUGACUCCCUUUACGACCGGUUUCAACAUUUACUACCUCAAGCGCAAUGGCCCCAAGAACCAGCCCGUGAAGGCCUUCCCUGCCGGCCUUCGCAUGGUCGCGGGUAACCCGAGCCGCAAGGUUUACAACGCCUCCAACUUUGAGGACCAGGCCGUAUCCUACGUCUGUCUCGACUACUCCGGUGCCCACAACGGCGAUCCCGACUGGGCCGAGCGCCCCGACUUCUUCGACCACACCUGCCCCAACGGUAUGCGCGCCCAGGUCUUCUUCCCCUCGUGCUGGGACGGCAAGAACCUUGACUCGGCCGACCACAAGUCCCACAUGUCGUACCCGAUCCAGAACUUCAACGGCGGCGACUGCCCCGACUCGCACCCCGUUCAGCUCGUCUCCCUCUUCUACGAGAUGUUCCUCAACGUCCAGGACUUCCCCUACUACGGCGCCGGUUCCUGGGUCUUCGCCAUGGGCGACACCACCGGCCUCGGCCACCACGGCGACUUCCAGAACGGCUGGGACGUCAACCUCCUCCAGUCUGCGAUCGACACCUGCACGAACGCGAACGGCAACGUCAUGGAUUGCCCCGUCCUCGCCGCCGUCUUCGACCAGGCCGCUGCGGACGCGUGCGUCAUCGAGAGCGAGGUCUUGAGCGAGAACGUCGGCCUCGACCCCGCCCACCCGAUCACGGUCCUCCCCGGCUGCAACCCGAUCUGGGAUGGCACUGGCAACAAGCCGGCGUGCCAGCAGAACGAUGCGAUCCCGUCCUUCGUGUCCGCGCAGGAGCCGCUCCCGUCCGGAUGGCAGGCGCUCGGGUGCAUCGCCGAGGGCACCAACGGUCGCGCCCUCGCGAGCGCGUCGACCAAGUCGGACAACAUGACCCAGGCGACGUGCGCGUCCUACUGCGCGGCGAAGGGCUUCAAGUUCGCUGGUGUCGAGUUCUCGGAUGAGUGCUACUGCGGUAACUCGGUCGCGAACGGCGCGUCCACAAACCUCAUCAACGGCGACCUUUGCUCCACCAAGUGCGCCGGGAAUGCCAAUGAGAUGUGUGGUGGCGCGGCGCGUCUGACUUUGCUCACCAACUCGGGUGUGUCGGCUUCGCCCGCAGCCUCGUCUGCGGCAUCGUCUGUGUCGUCUACCAGUGCAGUGAAGACCAGCACUGCUAACACCUCUUCAGUCGCCAGCACGUCUGCCGCCUCCGCGACCACCGUCGCGACGAGCUCUAGCGCGGUCACCUCGUCCAAGGCCACUUCCUCCACCAAGGUCGCUUCCUCCACCAAAGCCGCCACCUCCGCCGUCGUGACUUCCUCGGCUGCCGCCUCCUCGACCACCAGCAACGUCGCCAUCUCCCUCCCCACUGGCGGCGCCUCCAACUCGACCGCCGCGAUCUCGGGCUGGACCGCCGCUGGCUGCCGUCAGGACGACGUGAACCGCCUCCGGACGCUCAACGUCGACGCCUUCGCCUCCAACACGAUGACCCUCGCCGCCUGCGUCGCCCACUGCGACUCCAAGGGCCACACGAUCGCCGGGCUCGAGUACGCGCGCGAGUGCUACUGCGGCGCGGCCUUCGUCAACGGCGGCGGCGCGCUCAUCGCGGACGCCAAGUGCAACAUGCCGUGCUCCGGCGACGCCACCGCGCUCUGCGGCGGCCCCGACGCGCUCACCGUCUCGACGUGCGACUCGCACGCGCCGGCCAAGAGGAACCACAAGCGCAAGGCGUUCGGGCGCAUGCACGAGAACUCGGACCUGUUCUGA
Molecule: messenger RNA, 2031 nt
Organism: Epithele typhae
Lineage: Eukaryota; Fungi; Basidiomycota; Agaricomycetes; Polyporales; Epitheliaceae
Product: WSC-domain-containing protein
Exons: 8
Coding region: 1-2031 (676 amino acids)
Source: RefSeq, a predicted model, not a curated record